GCGUCGCUGGCAACAUGGUGCACCAAGCUCGAGGAAGAGCGAGAGUACAUUUUGCGCCAAUGGUUUUUGUCGCAAGCGAGUGCACCGGCCAAGAAGAAGGCAAAUGAUAGCGCAUCUCACUUGUAG
Molecule: messenger RNA, 126 nt
Organism: Saprolegnia diclina VS20
Lineage: Eukaryota; Oomycota; Saprolegniomycetes; Saprolegniales; Saprolegniaceae
Exons: 2
Source: RefSeq, a predicted model, not a curated record